UACCACUUCAAUAUUUUGCACGCUGCACAAGCUAGCUUAGGUGUAUUCAUCACCCACUCUUCAAACUUCCCCUGUGCCGUUCUACUUCCUAUUUAUUCUACCUUCCUCCUCCUCACAACAACGCUUGCGGCGACGGCACACACGACGGAGACAGUUUCUUCUCACAUUACACGAUAUCAAACAUGGAGAUGCAGUGUGCAAUCAAGAACAAUGUUACUGAGGUAUUUGUACCGUUUAAUAAUUGUUUAUGUAAUGCAAGCUUUCUUUGUCCAUGGUGCUCAGAUUCUACCAAGAUAUCAAACAUGGAGAUGCAGUGUGCAAUCAAGAACAAUGUUACUGAGUUAAUUGGAAACACUCCCAUGGUUUAUCUGAACAAAGUUGUGGAAGGCUGUGUUGCUCAAAUUGCUGCCAAGUUGGAGUCAAUGGAACCUUGUUCAAGCGUCAAAGAUAGAAUCAGAGAUUCAAUUAUUAGGGAUUUUUUUUUGGAUAGUCUCAUAGAAGUGAAACUAGAGUUGAUCGGAAAUAGUGGAUUUUGGAUUCACAGUUUGUUAUGGUGGUUUGCUGUUUCCGAUGCGGUGGAGAGGAGGCUGACCUGUAAGGUUAACGCUCCAACCCUCAAGUCAGUAAGAGAGUGA
Molecule: messenger RNA, 635 nt
Organism: Lathyrus oleraceus (garden pea)
Lineage: Eukaryota; Viridiplantae; Streptophyta; Magnoliopsida; Fabales; Fabaceae
Product: bifunctional cystathionine gamma-lyase/cysteine synthase
Exons: 3
Coding region: 183-635 (150 amino acids)
Source: RefSeq, a predicted model, not a curated record